Messenger RNA from Morus notabilis, 333 nucleotides. Its product is annotated as heavy metal-associated isoprenylated plant protein 47. The transcript is spliced from 3 exons. The record is from RefSeq and is a predicted model, not a curated record. The coding region runs from base 1 to 333 and encodes 110 amino acids. Gene Ontology annotation, molecular function: metal ion binding. NCBI's taxonomy places the organism in Eukaryota, Viridiplantae, Streptophyta, Magnoliopsida, Rosales, Moraceae.
AUGAAGCAAAAGAUAGUUGUGAAGGUGCACAUGAGCUGUGAAAAAUGCAGGACCAAAGCCAUGAAGGUUGCCGCAGUCGAAUCAGGAGUGAUCUCGGUUCAGAUCAGCGGAGAAGGCAAAGAUCAAGUGGUGGUUGUUGGUGAUGAAAUUGACUCUGUUAGCUUGACCAGAUCUCUAAGGAAGAAAGUUGGACCUGCGACAUUACUCAGUGUGGAAGAAGUCAAGGAACCAAAGAAAGAGGAACCCCCCGCUGCUAAAAAUCAGUCCACAUCACCAUCACCCUCGUUAUGUUAUCCACAACCAGUAUUUUGCCAUCAAAUCGUCCAUGAUUGA